CAUAAUAUGUUUAUUUUCUUACCAUUUCACUUCCAGUAGUAGCAUAUUUUGCGUGUAUAGUGUGAUUAAAUUACUGAUUAUAAUGGAAUCAAACAAAUCAAUUACAGAAGAUAGAUCACAUUUCACACUUCAGAAAAAAAUACUGAUCAUUCUUAUUUCUACAACUGUUGCUGAACGUAUGUCCCUGUUUUCACUUGCCGGUCACUUGCGACAACUAAGGACGGGUAUAAUGGCUCCGGAUCCGACGGAAAACAACAUGUGCCUCCCGUUGGGAAAAUUUAUAUCUGUUGAAGAUGAUAGUCACCAGUGUCCAGGCGGACUUAAGGAGAAGGGCAACGAAACAGAAGAAACAGAACAAACAAGAUUAUGUUGUGGAUCUAUGAGCAUUGCCAUAGAAAAUCUUUCCGCCAAGAUUGUUAAAGACAAGUAUGAUGACGAUGCUUUUCCUGAAAUUACAUCACUUGAUAUCACGGCAUUUAACUGUUCCGAAAAGAAGACAGUACAGCUGGAAGCAAAUCUUGUAGGUAUUUCGGGUGAUAAUCAACAAGAUCAAAUGAACGCUUCUUCGAGGUUGAUUUGGAAUAGUACAUACCCAUCGUUUUCUUGUCCUAAGCUAAGAUAUCUGACAGACAACGGAACAAUAUACAUCGAAACGAGUGGGUAUUUCUACAUUUCAUCACAACUCAAGUCAAAACACUACUCCAUAAAUGGCACAGCCGGAGUUUCGGGCGCCAAUUUUAAACAUUUUAUUUACAGAAUAUCAGAACAUAGGAAAGAGCAAGUUCUGUUAGAAGGAGAAAAAUCAUUCUGUAAAGUUGCUUCAGACAGUUUUGAAUGUACAAGUUUCAUAGGUGCUAUUUUCAAACUGGAGACCGGAGUCCAGCUAUAUGUAACCACCUCUCACCCAGGUAGUCUUGUUCCCGAGUCUAAAGAUAAUUACUUUAGCAUUUAUAGUGUGUUAUGUACACAUAUAUUUCCAUAGAUAAAAUUAUGCCAAAGAAAAGAUGAGCGCAUUUAUGUUAUUUGGCGGUAUAUUUCAAUUGUGUUUAUUUCAAUAUUCAGUAAUGAGGAACUCACUGAAUUUUUAUCUACUAAACUAAAGCUAUAUGACGAAAUAAGUAAAGUAACGUUCAGAGGAACACAUCCUGUCGACUAUACUAACAGGCAACAAGGAAAGGAAGGGACAAACAUGAAAACAAAGGAAUCACUUUAAACAAGCUUAUACCUGAAAUCAUAAAUAAAAAAGAAUGUUGCUUAUUUAAUUAAUAACUACUCUCAUAAUUAUAAAACAUUGCCGAAGACAUCGUCUUUUGAGUUGUUAUGUAGCGGCAAACAUUUAGUCAAAAAUGAUCUUAAAAAUGAUUUUAAUGCAGAUAUUUUAUAUAAAAAUCAUUUUGUGUGAACAUAUGUAAUAAUAAUGCUUUGUGAAAUUCAUACCUUUAUCACCAUGGUCAUAUAUUUUGUAAGUUUUGGUUUGAAAAAAAAAACAAUAAAAAAAACUUGCAUGUAAGUGAAAUUAGGAGUUUUGUGGUACAGCAGGAAAAUAAGAGAAUUUUUCAGAAAACGUCGUUAUGAUGUGAAUGAAUAGCAUUAUUGCUUACUUGUGUCACUUAUUUAGAUGCUUCUCAUUAAAACAUAUCUAACGAACUGUUUUAUUAUGCCCCCAUUCGAAGAAUAGGGGGUAUAUUGUUUUGUUAAUGUUGGUCGGUUGGUUUUUCCGUCGGUAGACCACAUGGUUUCCGCUGAUUAUCUUUUAAAUAUUUAUAACACAGUUUCCAUAUUUCAUUAAUUGAUUAGUGAUAUGUAGUAGAUGACCCCUAUAGAUUUUGGGGUUCAAAUGUCAAGGUCACAUGGGUAUUGAAUGCCAGAAUGGUUUCAGCUCAUUAUCUUGAAAACUAUUUAUCACUUAGUCUUUCACUUUUUGGCUGGCUAUAACUAGUAGAUGAC
Messenger RNA from Ruditapes philippinarum (Manila clam), 1947 nucleotides. RefSeq lists its product as uncharacterized. Gene Ontology annotation, biological process: immune response. The transcript is spliced from 5 exons. Bases 83 to 982 code for a protein of 299 amino acids. The record is from RefSeq and is a predicted model, not a curated record. Lineage: Eukaryota; Metazoa; Mollusca; Bivalvia; Venerida; Veneridae. Gene Ontology annotation, cellular component: membrane. Gene Ontology annotation, molecular function: tumor necrosis factor receptor binding.